GGCCCCGGCCGACCCGCGUCCUGUCCCCGCAGGAGCCUCGGCGCCGGCUGCCCCGCGGAGGGGACGCCCCGGGCAGCUCCUGUCGAUUCAGGUAUUUCUUGCUAGAUAAGCAACAUAAUGGAAGGCUCAACAAAAGCAAAUAAAAAGGAUGUUCAAACUGAACCACCAAAAGAAGUCAAAAUGCCUAUCAGCGAAGCACUUCUAGACUAUCACCGUCAGAUAAAGGAAAAUGCAGUAGAACGCUUCAUGGUCCAAAUGAGGAAACUUAGGGAAAAGAAUCAAAAGUUUCAUGAAAGAAAUAAACGCUUAAAGGAUGAGCAGAUUUGGCACAUACGGAACCUAUUAAAGGAACUCAGUGAAGAAGAGAAGUCGGUGGUAUUGCCAGCCAUAACAAGAGAGGAAGUUGAAGAAGCAAUGAAGGAAAAAUGGAAAUUUGAGAGAGACAAGGAACAAAACUUGAAAGAUAUGCGCACGCAGAUAAUUAAUAGUGAAAAGCUAUUUCUUGAGAAACUUGGUGAGAAGGAAUAUUGGGAAGCGUACAAGAAUGUAGGGAGUGAACAGCAUGCCAAAAUCAUUACCGCCUUACAAAAUGACAUCAGCACAGUUAAAGAGAACGCGGAGAAAAUGUCAGAACAGUAUAAAAUCACUCUCCAUGAUGCUAGAAAGAAAAUAAUCAAAGAAACUUUGCUGCAACUGGACCAAAAGAAGGAAUGGGCCACGCAGAAAGCUUUGAGGUUAAUUGACAAAGGCAGCUAUCGGGAGAUCUGGGAGAAUGACUGGCUGAAGAAAGAGAUUGAAAUUCACAGGAAGGAAGUUGAAGAUAUGGAACAUGUUAUUCAUGAACUGGAAGAAGAAAAUUUGAUGCUUAUUGAUCAACUAUUCAACUGUAGACUUGUGGAUCUCAAAAUACCCAGGAGACUAUAUCUUACCCAAGCUGCUGGACAGGAAGUGCCACCUCAACAAAUGCCAUUGCAGUCACCAGGAACAUAUUUAGAUGUAAAAAGUAAAGACACGGUGAGUUCAUUGGCGGAGAGCACUAUCCCGCACUUUGGUGAGGAGACCAUCACAGAUGAACCGCAUGAGGGGAAUGACAAAGGAGAGAGCAUGUGCACAGAGUCUGGGAUCUCUAGAAUGGAAAACCUACUCUAUGAGGAUGAGCAGGAUUUCAAGGAUUAUGUCAACCUCGGCCCCCUGGCAGUGAAGCUCAUGAGUGUGGAAGGCAAGAAAAUGUCCAUUCAUUUUCAAGAGGCGGAAAGUCCACUCAAAUUCUAUGAAGAUGUCAGGAGCCCAGAGAAUCGUAUUACAUAUAAAAUAGUGAAGUCUUUUCUCUAAGACUGAAAGCUGUAAAGCACAACAACUUUAACUUGGAAACUGACAGUUGCCCAUUUUAUUUGUACUUUCAUGUCUUUUUAAGCCAGUUGUUAUUUCUAAAGGUCAUAAUUACAUCUAAAAUCAAGUUCCAAGUAUUUAGCUAUUUAUUUAAAAUGCAUGGCAUGAGUAACAAAAAUGAAAGUACACUUUAUUUUUCCAUAUUCAAGUAUUCAGAAGCAUAACAGUGAACUCCGAUGGUCUCAGAGCUUCCUUACCACGUAAAAUAUUUCACUGAUUCAUCUAUAACUCCAAUAUGGUCUAGUUUAAUUAGAAAUAUUUCUAAGAAAAUUUCAAAAGUUCGCAAGACUAUAGAUCUUUCCCUCUGAGGAUGUUGAGUCAUAGUCUAUAAUUCAAGUCUUCUCCUCUCUAACCUAACACAAUUUAUAAUGAAUACCAAAUACUGUUGAAAC
Talpa occidentalis (Iberian mole) is the source of this 1781-nucleotide messenger RNA. It is a transcript of the gene CCDC83, whose product is annotated as coiled-coil domain containing 83. The transcript has 11 exons. Bases 118 to 1332 code for a protein of 404 amino acids. The record is from RefSeq and is a predicted model, not a curated record. Lineage: Eukaryota; Metazoa; Chordata; Mammalia; Eulipotyphla; Talpidae.